CUGUAUCUCCUUUUUUCUAACAGCAAGUUCAAGAUAAAAACGUGGGAAGAUCACUGCAAUGUGAAUUGGUUGUUCUAUUUCAGGAACUAUUUCGGGCUCCGCUGUAGUCGUUUCUGUAAAACGUUGGCCGACGGAAACACUAAUUUCACCUGUUCGGAAAAUGGAGAAAAGAUUUGUCGACCAGGAUGGGCAGGAGAGAAUUGUAGCCGAAUCGAGGAGGACGGUGGUGGAAAUCUCGUCAUAUCGCGAUUGGUGGGCGGGAAACACAAGUCCCAUGUUUUUCCAUCCAUGAAGCAACACACCGGCAAGCAAAUAUUUGUUCUGAGUGGUGAUUUUUUCGUUUCUGUUUUUAAAAUGGUCUUUCGCUUUGGCGUCUGCCAUCCAUGA
Molecule: messenger RNA, 387 nt
Organism: Cooperia oncophora
Lineage: Eukaryota; Metazoa; Nematoda; Chromadorea; Rhabditida; Trichostrongylidae
Source: the annotation of a GenBank genome assembly